AUGGCGGCGGCGGUGUCAGCGAUGGCAGCAGCGACCGAGGUCGAGGCGGAGAGCAAGCAGGGGGUUGAGCAGGAGGGCAAGAGGAGCAAGCAGGUGGCUGAUCAGGAGAUCGAGCAGGAAAUCAAGCAGGAGAUCGAACAAGAGCUCAAGCAGGAGGUCGAGCAAGAGGGGAGCAAGGAGAUGAGCCAGGGGGAGAGCAAGGAGAGGAGCGAGGAGGAGAGCAAGGAGAGGAGCGAGGAGGAUAAAGUGGCAGAGAUUGAAUCUAUGCGAGCAAGACGAGCAGCAGAGCGGCGAAAGCAGUUGCAAGAAAAACGCAUCAAGCUGGCGAAUGAGACGCGCAUGCGCCGGCUGGCAGCGCGCCCCGAAUCGAGUUGGAGCUCCGAUGACGCGACAUUCGUCGAGGCAAACCCGGAGCUCAUGGCCCUGAUGCGGCAGCGGCACAGUCGCCGUCGCCAGCGUGAGGAUCGCGAGGCCGAGGCAACUGACGAUCCCGAAACUCUCCGGCACAAAGCCACCAAAGUGGCGACCCUGCUUCAGCAAGCUCGUACUGCGGUUGUGUACACGGGUGCUGGCCUGAGCACGGCCAGCGGCAUUCCGUGCUAUCGUGGGCAGCAUGGCAUCUACACCAAGACCGCCAAAAACUCAACUGCGGAUACCACCGUUGCUCCCACGCCUGCACCAACAACAUUAGAUUUGACGGCGUGCUCACCGACGCGUGCCCACCAAGCCCUAACAGCCUUGGUUCAAGGAGGCGUCGUGCAACACGUGGUCUCACAAAACGUUGAUGGCCUGCAUCGGCGAAGUGGCCUCUCUCCUCAACACCUUUCUGAGAUUCACGGCAAUGCUUUUCUCGAGUAUUGUCCCGUCUGCUCCAACAAUGGUGUGCAAGCCAGCGGCCUCUACGCUCGUCGUUUUGACGUCACAGGGCUCACGGCCCGCCAUCGCCACGCCACGGGCCGCAAUUGUCCUGCUUGCGCCACUCCAUUGCUGGACACAAUCGUGCACUACGGCGAGGCGGCGCAUUGUAGCCCCGUUCACAAUUGGGAAGGCAUCGAGGCGCUCCUGCCUCAGGUGGACCUCAUCCUUGUCCUUGGCUCCAGUCUCAAGGUACUCAAACACUACAAACCGCUUUGGCAACCUCUGCAAAAGAAGGCUUCGUUGAUCGUUGUCAAUCUGCAGUGGACACCGCUUGAUGCGCGGGCAGCGCUUGUCGUACGAGCAACCUGCGAUGCGUUUCUGGAAGCUCUCCUUAAUGCCCUGCCGACAGCACGUCGCCCUGCUGUACCCGACUAUGACAUGGGUCACGACGCCCUGUGGGCUAUGGCAGUUCCCUUGACGCCUGCCGAAGACCAAGCCGCGAAGGAGCCUGCUAGCCAAAUUUCGCUUCGUGAAGGGUGGUUUGCUAAAGGCGUAACAGGAGGUCAGCGUCGAGCCAAGCGUGUCAAGGAAGAGUUGGAGGCUCUAACCUAG
This is a messenger RNA of Monosiga brevicollis MX1, 1470 nucleotides long. RefSeq lists its product as uncharacterized. The record is from RefSeq and is a predicted model, not a curated record. Gene Ontology annotation, molecular function: NAD+ binding. Lineage: Eukaryota; Choanoflagellata; Craspedida; Salpingoecidae. The coding region runs from base 1 to 1470 and encodes 489 amino acids. The transcript is spliced from 10 exons.